CUCUAACCUCCGCGGCGGCGCUCGUCUGCUCCGCGUCCUCCGGGACGGUGUUUACGACAUCGCGGCGCGGUUGACGGGACCCCCGCUCCCACUCUCCGCUCACCUACCCCCGGCGAGGCGGCGCCUUUGCGACUGUCCGGCCCAGAACGUGCCCCCCCCCCCCCCCCCCCCCCCGCAAUGGCACCAUGCCGCUGGCCGUGAGCUGGCCCUUCCCUGCUGGCCCCCCGCUGCCCUGGGCCCUGGCCAGCCGCCUCAUCACCGGCCUCGUGGGCACCUACAGCUGCAUCUGGACCCGGUACCUGAACCGCCUGCGGGUGCACAAUGCCGAGGUGCUGCACGAGCUGCUGGAGCGCCGCGGCCCCGCCACCCCCUUGCUCACCCUUGCCAACCACCGUUCCUGCAUGGAUGACCCACACCUCUGGGGGAUCCUGAAGCUGCGGCACGUCUGGAGCCUGCACAAGAUGCGCUGGACCCCUGCGGCCGCCGACAUCUGCUUCACCCGCGAGCUGCAUUCCCGCUUCUUCAGCCUGGGCCGCUGUGUCCCCGUCUGCCGAGGGGACGGCGUCUACCAGCGGGGGAUGGACUUCAUCCUGGAGAAGCUCAACCAGGGCGACUGGGUGCACGUCUUCCCCGAGGGCAAAGUGACCGUGGGGCAGGAGUUCGUGCGCUUCAAGUGGGGCAUCGGGCGCCUCCUGGCCGAGUGCCGCCUCGACCCCGUCAUCCUGCCCCUGUGGCACGGGGGCAUGAACGAUGUGCUGCCCAAUGCGCCCCCCUACGUGCCCCGUGUGGGGCAGCGCAUCACGGUGGUUGUGGGGCGCCCCUUCAGCGUCCGCCCCCUGCUGCAGCGCCUCCGCGCCGAGGGCACCUCAGCGAUGGAGAUGCGCAAGGCACUGACGGACUUUGUGCAGAGGGAGUUUGAGGCACUGCGGGCCCAGGCCCAGGCCCUGCACCUGGCCCCAUAGCACCGGGGGGGCACCCCAAGGCGAUGUUGGCCCCCCCCUCCGCUGGCCCCACACCCGGCCGGCAGCACGUGGGGUGCUCCGCGGAGGGACGCUGCUGCUCCGUGGUGAUGCCAGCUGCCCCGGGGGGCAGCCAGGGCUCUCCCUACCCCCCAAUAAAGCUACUGCAGACACGG
Molecule: messenger RNA, 1135 nt
Organism: Dromaius novaehollandiae (emu)
Lineage: Eukaryota; Metazoa; Chordata; Aves; Casuariiformes; Dromaiidae
Gene: TAFAZZIN
Product: tafazzin, phospholipid-lysophospholipid transacylase
Exons: 11
Coding region: 186-962 (258 amino acids)
Biological process (GO): cardiolipin acyl-chain remodeling; inner mitochondrial membrane organization
Cellular component (GO): mitochondrial membrane
Molecular function (GO): 1-acylglycerophosphocholine O-acyltransferase activity
Source: RefSeq, a predicted model, not a curated record